GCCGUAUCCCACUCGCGCUGUAAUUCCCGUGGAAUAACCCCGUGGGAUAUUUCCCCCCACCUCCCCAAACCGCGCGCGGGGCCGGCCCGCCCGCGCUCCCCCCCCCCACUCCGCGGCCUGCCCGCGCUCCCUGUCACGUGACACGCACGCCUCCCCCCUCCCGCCGGCGCGCGCGGCUCCAUGGUGGGAGGAGGUGGCUCCCAAGAUGGCGGCGGGCGCGGUGAGGCAGGACCUGGCGCAGCUGAUGAACUCCAGCGGCUCCCACAAGGACCUGGCCGGAAAGUACCGUCAAAUAUUGGAAAAGGCCAUUCAGCUGUCGGGUGUGGAACAGCUUGAAGCUCUCAAAGCUUUUGUAGAAGCAAUGGUGAAUGAGAAUGUCAGUCUGGUGAUCUCACGGCAGCUGCUGACAGAUUUCUGUACACAUCUUCCAAGUCUCCCUGACAGCACAGCCAAAGAAAUUUACCACUUCACCUUGGAAAAGAUACAGCCCAGAGUUAUUUCAUUUGAAGAACAGGUGGCUUCAAUAAGGCAACAUCUUGCAUCAAUCUAUGAGAAAGAAGAAGACUGGAGAAACGCAGCACAAGUGUUGGUGGGGAUCCCUUUGGAAACAGGGCAAAAGCAGUACAAUGUAGAUUAUAAACUUGAGACCUACCUGAAAAUUGCCAGGCUGUAUCUGGAGGAUGAUGACCCAGUUCAAGCAGAAGCUUACAUCAACCGAGCUUCCCUGCUUCAGAAUGAAUCAACUAAUGAACAGUUGCAAAUCCAUUAUAAGGUUUGCUAUGCUCGGGUGCUGGACUACAGAAGGAAGUUCAUUGAGGCUGCCCAGAGGUACAACGAGCUGUCCUACAAGAGCAUAGUCCAUGAGACUGAGCGCCUGGAGGCACUGAAACACGCGCUGCAUUGUACUAUUUUGGCAUCAGCAGGCCAACAGCGUUCCCGCAUGCUUGCUACUCUCUUCAAGGAUGAAAGAUGCCAGCAGCUUGCAGCCUAUGGGAUCUUGGAGAAAAUGUAUCUGGACAGAAUUAUCCGUGGAAAUCAACUGCAAGAGUUUGCAGCCAUGCUAAUGCCUCACCAGAAAGCGACUACAGCUGAUGGUUCCAGUAUUCUGGACAGAGCUGUUAUUGAACACAACUUACUAUCUGCAAGCAAACUUUACAACAACAUUACCUUUGAAGAGCUUGGAGCAUUACUAGAGAUCCCUGCAGCCAAGGCAGAGAAGAUCGCUUCUCAGAUGAUAACUGAGGGUCGCAUGAACGGAUUCAUUGAUCAGAUUGAUGGAAUUGUUCACUUUGAGACCCGUGAAGCUUUGCCAACUUGGGACAAGCAGAUUCAGUCCCUGUGUUUCCAGGUGAACAACCUGCUGGAGAAGAUCAGUCAGACGGCCCCGGAGUGGACAGCACAGGCCAUGGAGGCACAGAUGGCUCAGUGACCGUGCCCUGCUGUCACCUGCCUGCUGUGCCGGCAGGGGGAGCUGAGCAGGACUGGGAAACAAACACAACGCUGUCCUCACUUCCCCAUCUUGUGCUUUCACUAUGGCUUAGGACACAGCUAGCUGAUCCCAUGUUUGGUGUGACAGGCUCCCAGUUCUCUGAGCUUAGCUCGAUGCUCUUGCUGCCUCUGCCUUGCACUCUGCUCUGUGGUUUUCAUUUUAAAGAAGCUGUAAUGUCUGCAGCAAGCUUUGGGUUUGGUUUAUUUAAUUUUAUUUUUUUUCCACUGUAUUGCUAUAGCUUUGUAGCCCAUUACUUCCUAUGGUGCGUGUUCUGCUGUGAAAAUAGAAGCACCAUGUUUCUUUUAGUUGUAAUUAUUCUAAUAAAGGCUGAGAUAAGCCACUUGGUUUAAGUGUUGUAAGGACUUGUGGUUUUGGUUCUUUGGUUUUGUUUUCAUAUUUUUCUUAAACAGUAACUUGAAAUAAAAUAGAUUUUUGUAAUUGCA
Molecule: messenger RNA, 1932 nt
Organism: Agelaius phoeniceus (red-winged blackbird)
Lineage: Eukaryota; Metazoa; Chordata; Aves; Passeriformes; Icteridae
Gene: COPS4
Product: COP9 signalosome subunit 4
Cellular component (GO): cytosol; COP9 signalosome
Source: RefSeq, a predicted model, not a curated record